Molecule: messenger RNA, 5459 nt
Organism: Cydia fagiglandana
Lineage: Eukaryota; Metazoa; Arthropoda; Insecta; Lepidoptera; Tortricidae
Product: zonadhesin-like
Exons: 27
Coding region: 238-5235 (1665 amino acids)
Source: RefSeq, a predicted model, not a curated record
GUGUAUUGGAAACAGAUCAUCUGAUAACUCAAGUGGACUAACAGGUUGUGUGCAUAUAUUGACCACAUGAUUUUCUUAAUGAUUUCGUUUUUGUUUUGCCGUAGAUGUGUUCCUCAGUGCAUUUCAAACAUGGUAGUGUAUUUAACUUUUACAUAGCAUAUCUGUAUAUCUAGGGCCUUAUAAAGGGUUAAGCUAAUCAUUCUCGUCGACAUCUUGCCGGAGCAAGACGUAUCCGGCAUGGCCUGUUUUGUUUUUCUUAUAUGUGUGAUAAUUUAUACGGCGAUAGCCACAACGCCUCUUAACAUUGGCAAGACGUGCGUAGGACGACAUGAAAUAUACAUCGACUGUCCUACCGGCCAAUGUAACCCCAAAACUUGUAACGACUUAGUGCAUCCACCUGGUUGUCCAGGAGAAAUACCACCAUGCCCAGGUGGCUGUGUUUGUGAAGCCGGAUAUCUAAGAAAUGAGAAUGGAACAUGCAUACCGGAGGAACAGUGUUCUUACAUUUGUACCAAGAAACACGAAAGAUACAUAGGUUGUUACGCUGGUCAAUGCAAUCCCAAAACUUGUGAAGAUCUGAAUAAAUCGAUUCCAUGUCCUUUCAUAAUGGGACCAUGUCCUGGUGGCUGCAUGUGUGAAGAAGGAUACUUAAGACUAGAAGGAGAAUGUAUCAAGAUCGAAGACUGCCCUCCGAAACCUUGCGGAGGAAAUCAAACGUGGUUGUCCCCGUGUAACGCGCCCUGUCCCUAUCCUCAUUGCCCAAGAGACGACAAACCACGAUCACCAUGCGCUGAGCUAAAACCAUGCUACCCAGGAUGUCAAUGCAAACCAGGUUAUAAAAGAAAUUCAACUGGACUCUGUAUCCUGGCUUCGGAUUGUCGAUCACAUGGCUCGGGAGGUGGACAGCAAGGUAACGCUGGAGGACAGCACACUGGUCUCGGCGGGCAAUACGGCGGCGGUUCCGGCGCCGGACACCGGCGGGGCUUGCAAGGCGGCAGUAUCGGCACAAUAGGUGGAACUAUGUCCGGGAUGACCGGCGCCGGGCACGGCCGGAACCUGGCGCAGCAGUUGCAAGGAGGGCACGGGGUGCAGGGCACGGGGGGCGGGACGCACGGCUGGCAGCACUGCGUGCUCCUUUCUAUAGUUUCGAUCCGUGCGUGUGCUCAGGCGCGCCGUGCGGUGCGUGCUACCCGUACACAACAAAACCGUGCGUGCACUCACGGAACGAUCUCCGGCCGUGCUCCGUGUGUCCGGGCGGCGGGUGCUCGCCGUGCCCGGCGCCCGUGCGGCCGUGUCCGGCGCCGUGCCCGCCAUGUCCUGUGCUACCAUGUUUGCCAGACUGCCCGCCGUGUGACAAGGUGUACCCGCCUGUUCCUGUGCCGCCUCACAUCUGCCCGUCCGUCGCCAUCCCGUGCUGCAGGCCCAACCGCUGCAAGCCGUGCCCUUGCUACUGCUGCCAGGGGCCCGGCUGCUGCAUACCAAAACGCUGCAGCUACCCCGGCGCGCCCGUCUGCUGCGGCUGCAAAGGACCUUGCAUGCCCAUCUGAUUAUGGCAAACCAGUGCCUCCUCCAUGUCCUAAAAAUGAGGUACGAUGCUGUCGGAACCCCUGCCCGCCGGACCGCUGCUUCUCCUUAUAUGCCGCUAUUCGUUGCAUCGACAACCAAACUUGUGUUAACGGCUGUUACUGCAAAGACAAUUACCUGAGGCUUGGUCAAAAUGGCCCGUGCGUUCCCAGGAACGAGUGUCCACCGCUUCUAUGUGUGGGAGAUCCUAACGCCCGGCGAGGUUGUGGAGACAGAUGUGGCAAGACAUGUGCAGACUACAAAAGCAAUCCUAUUUGCCCCAAACGACCUUGUAAAAAUGAUGGCUGUGACUGUAAAGAAGGAUACAUAUAUGAUACGUAUCAGGACAAGUGUGUUCUUCCUAAGGACUGCACGCCUAACAAAUGCGGAAGAAAUGAAGAAUACUACUGCGGACCAGCGUGUCCAGACAAUGAAGCUAGUUGUUCCAAACCCAACCCACCUAUUUGUAUCAACAAGAGAUGUGAAUUCAAAUGCUUUUGCAAGAAAGGUUACGUGAGGGAUGAUAAGAACGGCAACGUUUGCAUUCCCGCCGAUAAAUGCCCUAUAAACUGCACCAAGAAACACGAAGUAUACUUCGAUUGUGUAGCAGGUCAAUGUGGUCCCAAAACUUGCGAUGAUUUGGGGAGGUCGCUUUCAUGUCCCGAUAUCGGCCGAGGUCACUGCCCUGGGGGUUGCAUAUGCGAACAAGGCUAUUUAAGAGACGUUAAUGGAAAUUGUAUCAAGAUGGAGAACUGCCCUCCAAAACCUUGCGGAAGGAAUCAGACGUGGAUGUCCCCUUGCGACACACCUUGUCCCUACCCACGUUGCCCAAGAGACGACAAGCCGCCACCGCCGUGCAUCAAGAUAGAGCCAUGCUACCCAGGAUGUCAGUGCAAAUUGAAUUAUUUAAGAAACUCACGUGGAGACUGUAUCCUGGCCCCGGAAUGUCCACGGGUAAACUGUACUCGGCAAUAUGAAAAGUGGGAUGGGUGCCCCUCGGCGUGCCUGGCUGAGGGCUGUGAUGACAUCUACAAUCAGCCUACGACGUGUAAUACUCUCAUUUGGCUCUGCUCGCCUAGAUGUGUUUGUAAGAAGGGGCACUUUAGGAACAAGGAAGGCAAAUGCAUUCCUGCCUCACAAUGCCCAAAUUAUUGUAAAGAUCCCAACGCCUCAUGGACAGAUUGCCGUGAUAUUUGCCCAGGCACUUGUCAAAACCCUAAACCGAUAUGUUUGAGCAAAGUGCCGUGUAGACCUGGAUGUCAGUGUAAAAAAGGCUACGUCUUAGAUAAGCCUGGCGAUGGUGGAAAAUGUGUCAAGGUUGAAAAAUGUCCAGUUACUACAACUUCUGCCCCUAUCACAACUACAACUCCCGCUCCGCAUAAAUGCAAAUCCAAUGAACAUUGGACAGAUUGUUUACCAGGCCAAUGUAAGCCGAAGACAUGCGAUGAGCUGAUAAAACCCGCGCCGUGUCCUAGAGUAAAGCCUCCGUGCCCUGGUGGUUGUAUCUGCAACGAUGGAUACGUCUGGGAUGCAAAAGGACGGUGCAUAAAGAAAGAAAAUUGUCCAUCCCAUUGUAAAGAUCCCAACGCCUCAUGGACAGAAUGCCGUGAUAUUUGCCCAGGCACUUGUCAAAACCCUAAACCGAUAUGUAUGAGUAAAGUGGCGUGUAGACCUGGAUGUCAGUGUAAAAAAGGCUACGUCUUAGAUAAGCCUGGCGAUGGUGGAAAAUGUGUCAAGAUUCAAAAAUGUCCAGACACGACCGUUCCUCCUAGAUGCCCGCCAAAUGAGGAGCUCAAGCGAAGAGGGCCCUGCCCCCCGGAUUCUUGCGAGAUGCUAUAUCUGUCCGUUUUGUGCAUCGCAAACCAAACUCAAGAACUUUUGUGCACUUGCAAAUCAGGCUAUCUGAGGAGAAACAAUACCUGUGUACCUGUAGACAGGUGUCUUCCACCUGAAUGCGCCGAUGAUCCUAACGCUGUGAGAGGAUGUGGCAAUAGAUGCGGAAAAACAUGUGCAGAUUACAAAAAUACUACCAAAGUGUGCAACAAUAAUGUAUGCCAUAUUAACGGAUGUGGCUGUAAAGAUGGAUUGGUUUAUGAUGAAAAUAUAAAGAGAUGUGUUAAACCCGAGCAGUGUUCCAAGCAAUGCAAGGGAUCGCAUGAAAAACACAUUGACUGUCCAGCCGGGCAAUGUGACCCCAAAACUUGUGAUGACCUCGUGAACCCACCUGCAUGUCCAAGAAUAAAACCACCGUGCCCGGGAGGCUGUGUUUGCGAAGAUGGAUAUUUGAGAGACAAGAAUGGAAAAUGCAUACCGAAGGAACAGUGUCCUUCUCUGCAAUGUAAAAAGAAAAACGAGCGCUGGUCAAACUGCUUGCUCGGAGAAUGUGUUCCAAAGCAUUGCGAAGACGUCGGGUAUCCAGUACCCUGCCCAGACCUCAUAGGCCCCUGCGCUGGCGGCUGUACCUGCAUUGAAGGCUUCGUAAGAAACUGUGAAGGAGAAUGUAUUGACAUGAAGGAUUGUCCAUGUUGUGGAGGAGAUCCUUACGCGGUAAGCGGUUGUGGUAACCCAUGUGGUAAAACCUGCGCGAGUCUGUACGCGAACAAUUCCGACUUGAUGUGCCCCCAAUAUUGCGAGUAUAAUGGCUGCGACUGCAAACCCGGAUACCGUCUUCUAAUAGAUAGCACUGGGUCUAAAAAAUGUGUUCCGGAGAGUGAAUGUCCUAAGCCUACUCCGGAAUGUGGAGCGAACGAACAAUACUACUGUGGUACUUCAUGCCCCGAAGCCAGCUGUGUCGACCCAACGCCUCCAACGUGCGUCAACAAGAAAUGUAAAUUUGCUUGCUUCUGCAAGAAAGGAUUCGUCAGAGACUUCAACAACACAUGUAUACCGGUCAACAAAUGCCCCAAAUGUAAAGGACCCCAUGAAAAACUGAUAAGUUGUCCAGUAGGUCAAUGUAACCCAAAAACAUGUAAGGACCUAAUAACUCCUCCUGGCUGCCCGAGGGUAAUACCUCCUUGUCCAGAUGGCUGUGUUUGCGUAGAAGGUUACCUACGAGAUGCGAAAGGAACAUGUAUUGAGAAGUCACUGUGUCCGGGCGUGUGUAAAGAUCCCAACGCCUCCUGGACGGAUUGCCGUAGCCCCUGCCCAGGCACUUGCUACAACACUAAACCAGUAUGCCCGAGCAAACCUUGUAGCCCAGGGUGUCAGUGCAAUGAAGGCUACGUUCUAUCUAAACAAGGGAAAGAUGGGAAAUGCGUUAAAAUUGAAACAUGCGCAGAUUACAUCCACUGUCCUCGCAAUCAAACCUUUGUAACAUGCACAUUUAAAGGAUGCCCCCAAGUAAGGUGUCCUCAAUCAGAUCAAACGAUUCUGUGCAAGCCACCACGAGACUGCCCGGGAGGGUGUGGAUGCAAGCCCUUCUAUAGAUAUGACGUCAAUAACAACUGCAUCAAGUCGCCUGAUUGUCCUCCAGUAGAAUGCACCAGAGAUCACGAGGUAUUCAAGUGCAAACAUUUGGGUGACUGGGAGUAUUGUGAUGAGAGAUACAACUCUCCUCCGUUUUGGGAAGGCGACCCAAAUGAUUGCGAGCCGAAGUGUGCGUGCGCGCAAGGGUAUUGGAGAAACCCUCAGACGAAUACGUGUGUCACAGAAAAUGAAUGCCCCCCAAUUUGAUGAAUAAAAAAGACACGCAGAAGAACUACGAGUAAUUUUAAUUGCUAAUUGUUUUCUUAAACUAUAAAUAAUUAUUACCUGUAUUAUAUGUGUUUAUAUAUACCUAUGUGUUAUCGGAAUCAUAAAGAUUUUUUUUAGUAAGUACUUAUUGUACACAUCUGCCAAGUAACGUGUCCACACGUUAUCAUGUAAAUGUAUUUAUAUUAUAAAUUACUAUGUUUUGA